This is a messenger RNA of Rana temporaria (common frog), 4423 nucleotides long. RefSeq names its product NOTCH regulated ankyrin repeat protein (gene NRARP). Lineage: Eukaryota; Metazoa; Chordata; Amphibia; Anura; Ranidae. The coding region runs from base 912 to 1256 and encodes 114 amino acids. The transcript has 2 exons. Gene Ontology annotation, molecular function: enzyme inhibitor activity; phosphatase regulator activity; protein binding. Gene Ontology annotation, cellular component: cytoplasm. The record is from RefSeq and is a predicted model, not a curated record.
UCGGCCAAUGGGAAGCCGUGACGGCGGGGCAUUGUGAUGCAAAUCAGCGCUCUAAGUAAAAGGGGCCGCGCUGGCCGGAGCCGAGCUGAGUCUGACCUGCAAGUUUCCAGCACAGUACCGUCAGAGCGCCCCAUGCAUCGCCUACAGAACACCGAGCGAGCCGAUCUGCUGGAGCCUUUGCGAUCCUCGGGUCAUUAGUCCCCUGCACAGCCAGCCUGGGAUCCGGACAAGGCUUGAAGUCACACACAGGAGAACUGGUGAGAACCUGGGAUCACUAAGUUGGGAAGCGCUUGUGCUGGAGGAGCUGUGCUCACUGCAAUCUUACCCAAACUUCUGGGAUUACUGGGAGAGCUCCCCCCUUUCCUGGCCUCCUGGAUCCAGCUGUGCACAAGUAGUGGAGGGAGCUAUAAAGUACAGGGGGGUUAGGAGCUUCAGCACCCACCAAGACGGGUCUACUACAGAGCUGGCCACCCACACAAUCUGGGCUCACCUGCACAGAGCCAGCACGCCAGGACCAGAUCCCCGGCUCCAGAUUCAGACCAACAGGACCAACUUUAAAGAGAUCCAUGCCAACAGAACCCACUUCUGAAGAGAUCUUACCAUCAGGAUCUGCUUUAAAAAAUAGCCCUACCAACAGGACUCAUUCCUAAGGAGAUCCCUGCCUACAGGUUCUGCUCCUAAAGAGAUCCCUACCAACAGGACCCUUUCCUAAGGAGAUCCCUACCUACAGGAUCUGUUCCUAAAGAGUUCCUUACCAGCAGGACUUUCUUCUAAAGAGAUCUCCACUGACAGGAUCUACUUCAAAAGAGAUCCCUACCAACAGGACCAACUUCUAGGUCUUUUCCACCAGGAUCCUUCCUCCUUCGCCACGCAGAGACCUUACCCUCUACCCACCUGGAUCCCUCCUAGCCAUGAGCCAGACAGAAGUGUCCACCUGCUCCAUCCCUCACACCCAACGGGUGUUCCAGGAGGCUGUAAGGAAGGGUAACACCAAGGAGCUCCACUCCCUUCUCCAGAACAUGACCAACUGUGAGUUUAAUGUCAACUCCUUUGGCCCAGAGGGCCAGACAGCAUUGCACCAGUCUGUAAUUGAUGGCAACCUGGAGUUGGUCAAGCUUCUGGUGAAGUUUGGAGCCGACGUCAGACUUGCCAACAGGGACGGUUGGAGUGCCCUGCACAUAGCGGCCUAUGGUGGCCACCAAGACAUUGUCCUCUAUCUCAUCACCAAGGCCAAGUAUUCGUCCAGCAGUCGGUAACUGCCCGCAGGACAAGCAGUGACAUUCCAUCACUUCCUGUUUUCUGGGGGUUUAAAUAAUUUUUGUUGUGUAUGUUUUAAUUUUUUAUUUUAUUUUUUUAAUUAAAGAGGCUCCGCUGCUUAAGGUUUCCAAACAAGGCUCGUGAUAUCGGAGGGUGUAAUCCCCAAAUAUAUGUUUUCAUCGGAUCCUUUACAACUGCUGGUUACUAAUUUUUAUUUCUUUUACAGCUGUAAAAACAUUUUUUAAAAGUUAUAUUUUUCCAUAAGGAACUUUAAUUUUCUUUAUAUUAGGUACAAAAUAUUAUGUUUUUUUUUUUUGUUUAUUCAUGGAAAGUGACUCCUGCCUCUUUGUAUGUAUGUCUUUUUUUAUUUUCUGUUUGACAUGAUAAAGCUGCUCUUUGGUCUCCAGGUUUUAGGAAGUUUGGGGCCCACAAAGAUACAUUUUAUUUCAUUUUUUUUUCUUAUUUUGUUUUUAUGUCCUUUUUUUUUUUUUUUAUCUUUUUUUUUUUACAUCUACCUCGACCUUAAGCACAGUAUUUCGAGAAAUAUAAAAACAGCACCAGAUACUGUACGCUGCACUUGUAGGUAAUGUGUUUAAUGUUUUUUAUCCCAGAUCAAUAUUCUCCUAUAUAAAUAUCUUCAGUUGUAUCCCUUCCCAAUCCCUCGAGAGAUUAACAUUUCAGCAGAAAAAAAUGUUGCAAAGUCCCUUUAAAGUAUUGAGUUGGCCAUUCUGUAUGGGAACCUUCUGCUCCUUAAAAGUAUUGCCCCUUUCUAAUUAAACAUUUUUUUUUUUAUAUUUUUCUGCAAACAUGCAUAUAGGUAUUUUUUAUCAUAUGACGUUUCCUUUCUAGGACAAAAGACUUGAAUAAGAUGCUAUUAAGUGUUCAGAUUUAGUGUGUGUAUAUAUUUUGUGUGUAUUGCACACGUACAUUAUAUAUAUAUAUAUAUAUAUAUAUAUAUAUUUAUAUAUAUAUAUAUCUCAUACUAAGUUGCGCACGGUUUUGCACAAAAAAGGAGCAAGUGCACCAUCUGCUGUCUGCAAAGAGAAUUGUGACCUGUUGACUACUGAGUUCUGUUUUGGAUGUUUUGGAACCACAUUAUGUGGAUUUAAAUAAGAAGUAGAGAAGCAACAGGAUUGUUUGUUUGAUAUAUCUGACAAACGCUGCUGUAAAGACAAACAAAGAAAUACAAAACUCCUUUAAUUAUUAUGCAGAUAAGACAGGACGCAUAUGUGUAUUUUAUCUGGAAUAGGAGCAUCUUAUUAUGGUCCAAAUUUGCCCAAAACACCCUCAAAAUUAGUAUUUGGUCAAUUAAUUAAAGGCGUAAAAGCUGAAUAUUGUUUGACUUCCAUUGACUGGGUGCAAAUCUCAAAAAAUUUUGUGCAAAUUUUUUUCCCUGUAAAUUUAUGGUAAAAAAAAAAAAAAUUAAAUUUGCAUCCAAGUUCUUUUCAAAAUUUUGUUUGUUUAGAAUUAUCCCCUAAAUGUAAUAUUUGAGGCUGCCAUUUUUUUUAAAAAUUAAAACAAUAAAAACCACAAGGUAAAUUUCACUCGGUAUUCAGCAGCAGUACAGAAGGUUUUUUUUUUUUUUUUGCCAACCUAUAAUCGGUAUAUGCAUCUUACCCACUUGCCUGCUGUGUUAAAUUGCACUGUAUACUGCUAUGUCCUGCAUGCAGGUUAGCCUUAAAGUAUCGCCUUUUAAUGAUCAUAGGAUUUCUGGUUGAUGUGAGGCACCAUACCCGUCACUGUACCCUUAAAACAUUUUUUUUUUUUUUCCUUUAAGUAACUUUGUAAAACUAGGAAUUGGAGCAGGAAAUCUAUUACAACUGAACCAUUUUGCGUUAAACUUAUCCAAGACCUGCAGCCAUAAGGGCCACAUAAACCAUGUAAUCUAUGCUCUCUAACAAGGUCCCUUUAAGCAUCUUGUAUAUUGUUUAUAAAAAAAGAAAAAGAAAGAAAAAAGUAAAGUCGAGUCGUGUAACUUUUAUUAAAAAAAGUCUUGUUGUGCUGAAUUUUCAGCAUUUUUUCCUUCUUAUUUAAUUGGUCUACAUUGUUAGGCUGGCGUAUUACUUGGCACGGAGCUUUGCCUCUCUGUGCAAUAGUUUUUGAGUGGGUUGGGGGAGGGGGGGGGCAGCAUUUUUUUUUUUACAAAAAUAACAAAAAAUUACUUUAAAAUGGGUUUGUGGGCAAAAGGGAUAGUGUGUAUAAAAAAAUGGAAAAAAUACAGCUUGUUGCACAUUUUUAAGUGGAUCUGCCACUAAUAAUGUCAUAAUAUUUAUGAUGUAAUUACUCCAAUGUUCAUCCCAAGGUGUUUUUUUUUUUUUGUAAGAUCUCAGUUGUUAAAGGGAUAUUUAGUUCAGGUGUUGCAUUCCUUCUCUAACUGUGAAACUUAUUAUUAUUUUUAUUUUUUUGCAAUAAUCAAAUGCAUUUUUUUUUUAUGUGGCUGGGAUUAAAAUAUUCGUGGCCACCAUAUGUUCUCAAAAUCAGCUUCUGUCCUGCCCACCCCCGCCUUUUUCUCCCCCUCGUCUCAUAAUAUGACCCCUGCAUGCCACCACUAGACCAGCUCUGCGCUAGGAGCAGGUGCAUUGGCUGACUUCUCAAUAGUCUGUCCCAUUUCACUGUCUCUUCUCUUUCAUUGUCACAGGAGUCCCCCGACCCCCACUUUUUUUUUUUUUAACAUCCCCCCCCUCCUUCCCUGUUUUUUUUUUUUUUUUUUUUUUUUUUUUUUAAAUCCUUGGGAUGAACAGGAUGGUGUGGCUGUAAUCUGCUCCAGAAAGGAGUUUUGUCUGUGAUCAAUUGUGUUCUAGAUACGGAAACUUUCUUUUUAAUUAUGUUAAUUAAAGUUAUAGGCUUAUAUUGAAGCUGUGUUUGAGAUCGCCAUGUUGUAACUGGAUGAAGUCUGUAAAAUACAGCAAUAUUUGAGUGUAUGAUAUGACCUGUAGCCUCUGAAAGAAUUUUAUAAAAAAGAAAAAUACAAAAAAGAAAAUUCUGGCUCUUUUUUUAUUCUUUUUUGUUUUGGGAACUCCUCAGACCUGGAUCAUUAAAAUGAAGGGGUACACAGGACUUGCUGUUCAAAUAAUCUCAUAAAACAAUCCUGAUAAGUCACCUUUAUGAAUCCUGUAACAAAAUUCCUUCCAACAUGGAACUUCAAUAAAAUAAAAAUUCUCUGUAA